Messenger RNA from Nicotiana tabacum (common tobacco), 2497 nucleotides. RefSeq names its product mediator of RNA polymerase II transcription subunit 25. Gene Ontology annotation, cellular component: transcription regulator complex; mediator complex. Gene Ontology annotation, biological process: positive regulation of transcription by RNA polymerase II. The record is from RefSeq and is a predicted model, not a curated record. NCBI's taxonomy places the organism in Eukaryota, Viridiplantae, Streptophyta, Magnoliopsida, Solanales, Solanaceae.
AAAAGACCACAAUAAAGGGAAGACAACGUCGGACCUGGAAACGGCAGUUUAAGUUAUGAGAAAGCGGGCAAACGUGGUGUCAUCCAAAGUUGAACUUUUCAUGGGUUAGCAAUUCCACGGCCCAUCCCUGAACUUGUCUUAUUAGCAAAUUCGAAGAGGAAGAUUGAUUGAUAGAAUACGAAGAAUCGAUUUCAAGAACUUUUGAUAAGUACACACAUACACACAUGGUGGCGGACAAACAACUGAUCGUCGCCGUUGAAGGCACUGCUGCUUUGGGCCCUUUCUGGCAUACCAUCGUUUCCGAUUACCUUGAUAAAAUUAUCCGGUCCUUUUUUGGAGCUGAGUCGACUUCACAGAAGCCAUCUGCCGCCAAUGUGGAGGUCUCCUUGGUCAUGUUUAAUGCACAUGGUUCUUACAGUGCUUGCCUGGUUCAGCGCAGUGGCUGGACAAGAGACAUGGAUAUCUUUUUCCAGUGGCUUUCGGCUAUACCUUUUUCAGGAGGUGGUUUCAGUGAUGCUGCAGUUGCAGAAGGACUUGGUGAAGCAUUGAUGAUGUUUUCUUCUCCAAAUGGAAACCAAAGUCAACAAAACAUGGAAGGGAAAAAACAUUGCCUACUUAUUUCUGCAAGCAAUCCUUAUCCGUUGCCUACACCAGUUUAUCGACCACAGAUGCAGAAACUGGAGCAGAACGAAAAUACUGAAACACAAACAGAUAGUCGACUAUCUGAUGCUGAGACAGUUGCGAAGGCACUCCCUCAGUGCUCUGUUUCCCUGUCAGUUAUAUGCCCAAAACAGCUUUCAAAACUAAGAGCAGUAUAUAAUGCGGGAAAACGCAAUCCACGAGCAGCUGACCCGCCAAUUGAUACAGCUAAGAAUCCAAACUUUCUUGUUUUGAUUUCUGAAAAUUUCAUCGAGGCUCGUGCUGCUUUUAGUCGCUCUGGAAUGACCAAUUUGACGUCAAACCAAACCCCUAUCAAAAUGGAUGUGCCUUCUAUUCCGCCAGUUUCCGUGCCACCAUCAAUUUCUAAUUCAGCAGCAAAUGGAUCUGUUAUGAGCCGACAACCAAUUUCUGCUGGAAAUAUUCCUCCUGCAACUGUAAAAAUUGAGCCCACCACCGUGACCUCCAUGAAUGGGCCUGCAUUUUCACAUAUUCCAUCUGUUCGUCCUGCUCUUCAACCUGUUCCAAGCUUGCAAACUUCUUCUCCUCUUUCUGUUUCUCAGGAGAUGGCAUCACAUAAUGAGAAUGUUCAGGAGAUGAAACCCAUAGUCAGUGGCAUGACACAGUCCUUACGUCCAGUUGCUGCAGCCGCAGCAAAUGUCAGAAUCCUGAACGAUGUUGCUCAAGCACGCCAAGCAAUAGCUGGGGCAACUUCUAUAGGCCUGCAAUCUAUGGGUGGCACCCCUAUGCUUUCAAGUAUGAUAUCUAGUGGAAUGGCAUCUUCCGUCCCUUCUGCCCAAACUGUAUUUUCAUCUGGGCAAUCAGGUGUCACAACAGUAAGUGGGUCAGUUCCAUUAUCAGGCAGUGGGCAGAAUACGCAAAAUUCAGCUCCUGCUUCAUUCACUUCGACUGCUCCCAGUAUGUCUGGGAAUCCAAACAUUAGCAUUUCACAGCCUUUGAGUAAUAACCAAGGAGGCAUUAGUAUGGAUGGUCAAACAGUUCCUGGAAUGUGCCAAGGUAAUCUACCAGGCACACAAAUGAUGCCAAGUGGGACAGGAAUGAACCAGAAUAUGCUGACUGGGUUGGGUGCAACUGGUAUGCCUUCCGGAACCGGCACAAUGAUGCCUACUCCAGGGAUCUCUCAACAAGGACAGCCAGGCAUGCAACCUGUUGGUAAUAGCACAGGAGCUAACAUGCCUCUAUCUCAGCAGCAAACACCUGCUGCAUUGCCUUCAGCUCAAUCAAAAUAUGUAAAAGUUUGGGAGGGGAACUUAUCUGGUCAGAGACAGGGCCAACCUGUAUUUAUUACCAGAUUAGAGGGGUAUAGGAGUGCCUCAGCUUCUGAAUCGCUUGCUGCAAAUUGGCCCCCAACAAUGCAAAUUGUUCGCCUCAUUUCCCAGGAUCAUAUGAAUAACAAACAAUAUGUUGGGAAGGCAGAUUUUCUCGUUUUUCGGGCAAUGAACCAGCAUGGAUUUCUUAGUCAACUGCAAGAAAAGAAGCUUUGUGCAGUAAUACAACUACCUUCACAGACGCUGCUUCUCUCUGUGUCUGAUAAAGCCUGCCGCUUGAUUGGAAUGCUUUUUCCUGGGGAUAUGGUAGUGUUUAAGCCACAGAUACCAAGUCAGCAGCAACAACAGCAGCAGCUGCAAGCACAACAUCCGCAGCUACAGCAGCAACAGCUCUCCCAGCAACAGCAGCAUCUUUCACAGCUACAACAGCAGCCCCUUCAACAGCUGCAGCAACAGCAACCUCUCAUGCAAUUGCAGCAACAGCAGCAGAUUCCAUUGCAACAACAAUCACAGAUUCCCCAAAUGCAGCAGCAACAGAUUCACCAAAUGCA